AUGACGGGUCGCAAAAGUUACGAACCCAAACAGUGCAUUCCAGUAAUAAAUGAUGUUCGAGACGAGAAAUUCGCUGGAGAAACUGAGGAUGGGGCGCUGGAAGAGUUCUCCGCGCUUCCGAAAAUUUGGAAAAAUCCAGAAAGACUUUCCAUCCCUUCUGACUACUCCCUCUUGCUCUCAUCGCUGAGCCGAGAAAUCCACAUGGAAUCUAACUUUUCUGAAACGCUUCUAGUGCUGAAAACCAUGAAAAAUCGCAAAAAUAGUCCAGAAAAAACCAUUGACAAAAUGUUCGAAUUUCUGUUGACCCAAAUUCUAAGAGAGGAAACUAGGAGAAAGUGUUUCCCCUGUGGAUGUGUCCAAAAAAUGUACAUCGAGCUUUACACGGAAAAUUCGAAUACCCGCCUAAUUGGAGCCCUAAACUCGUUGAUUACCGGGAAAUUGGCAGAUUUGGAUCCAGUUGUCAAAAGACUGUUCCUCGAAAUGCAGCAAAUUCGCCCCAUCGAAUACUACGAGUACUACAUUGAGCUGCUCGGCGAGCUGCAAAUGUGCUCUGUUAUCGAUAAAACCGAUGAGAAACAGUUGCCACGUGUCAUUCAGCUGAUUGGAUUACUGUCAGAAUUAAAACUAGAAGACGUCCCAAAAGCAUGUGGAAAGCUGUACUAUUUGAUGGGGACCAUGAAAGGAGAUGGCAAGAAGAAGUCGUCAGUCAUGGAUAACGCCGUCAAAAGUAAACUCCUACCCAAAAUUUUUGAUUCGAUAAUUUUAUCGGCGGGAGGUUCGAAAAUUUUGAAUUUAUCUCGAAAUUCUGUUCACAAAAUGGUGGAAUUGGUGAUCAAUGAAAAGUAUUCGUAUGCUGAACAAGCCACUAUCUCAUUCGCUCCAUUGCAAUUUUUGAAUCGCAUUUUUCAAGAAUUCGAAAUAUGGGAAAAAUCAUGGGCGGCACUGAAAAAUCGGCUGGAUUCGUUUAAGAUGAGCAAUCCACAAGCGCCAAUCGUUUUUCUUUAUUUUCUGAGCUUGAUUUAUAGAAAUGAUCAAUCACUGAUCGGGUGUCUAGUGGAGUUUCUGGAACUACAGUACCACCAGAAUUCUGAGAAUAGUGAAAUUAAGAAAACUAUUCUAAUCCUUCUGGAAAUCAUGGAAAGCCUCGGUGACUCCGCCCCCUCGAUCAAUCAAUAUUUCAAAGAGAAUCAUCCGAAGAAUCGUCUGCUUCUAGACGAAUCCGAAGAGCUGGAAAUCGUUUUGGACCAUUUUCAGAACUUUUCAAACGCUGAAAUCAAUCAAUUCCUAGCCAAAAAAUCGUUUUGCAAUUCGGAAUUUUCGAUUUUAAUCGACAAAUUGAAGGAUGAUUUGAAUUUUUCGAUCACUUCUGAUACAUUUUGGAGGAUUCUACUCGAAAAAAUCGAUGAGAAUUCGAUGAUUUUUAUUGAAAAUCAACUGAAAAUGCUCAUAAAUCGACAGGAUCGAAAAUCGAUUCAGACGAAAAUUGAGCAGAUUUUUCGCAAAAUUUUGAAGAAUUUCGAAGAGAAAUCGACGAAAAAAUUGGAGCUGGUCUUGCUGAAAUUCCCGAAAAUCUUGUUUGAUUUUAACGAUGAGCAAUGGAGAUUGAUGCCGCCGACGACGACGAUUUCAUUGGUUUCUACGCUGAUUUUUGGAUUUUCAGCGAUUUUUGAGGGGAAUGAAUCCCAAAUCACUUGUCUCCUCCAACAACUCCUCUCAAAAAUCACCGCUUCUCCUCCGAUUUCCAAUUCAAAUCCACUGAAAAUUCUAGAAGAAAUUAUUGAAAAAAUCCGCGAAAAUCGAUUUCCAGGAAGUCUCGAAAUUGGAUUUUUAAAGGAAAUUUACGAUGAAAAUCCCGAGAAUUUGCAGAAAAAGGAGCGAAUUCUGCAAAUUUCGGCGAUUUUAUUCGAAAAACUGGCGGCGGAACUUCAAAGAUCGGGCGAUACGAACGGAAAAGCGCCAUUCUGUCAGAUUUCAACGAUUAUCGAUGAUUAUUUGAAGAAGGUUGGGCGGCGGGAAAACGAAAUUAUUCAAAAUUUUGAAAUUUUGCAAACAAUUUCGCUAAAAACGAUGCGAGGCUAUGUAUUGAUGUGGACCGAAAAAUGGAAUUGGCUCUUUGUUUCGAGGAAAAUUUGGACGAUUUUAAGCACUGCGAAAACGAUGGAUUCGGAAUUUUUGAAGGAAUUGAUGGAGGUUUUGAAUCAGAAUCAGUCUAGAAACUUGAGACCGUACGAAUCGGGGAGACACCCAAAAGCGGGAGACACGAAAGCGGGAGACGAAAUUGCUUACCGUACCACCGUUAAUUCCCAAACCGAGAGUAACCAAACGGCCGAAAAUGAUGUUCAGGAGCAUAAAAAAGGUCUCAAAAUUUUUAAAAACAUAUUUUCAUUUGUCUCGGGUAUUUUAUUCACAAAUUUACUGAAAAAUAGUCUAAUUUUUUACAACGGAACGGUGGAUUACGGUAAGCAAUUGCGUACUUUCUCCCCUUUCGUCUCAAGCUUUCGUGUCUCCCGCUUUUGGGUGUAUUUAGUGAUUCGUACGGUCUCAGAAACUUGA
Messenger RNA from Caenorhabditis briggsae, 2553 nucleotides. Bases 1 to 2553 code for a protein of 850 amino acids. Lineage: Eukaryota; Metazoa; Nematoda; Chromadorea; Rhabditida; Rhabditidae. The transcript has 11 exons. The record is from RefSeq and is a predicted model, not a curated record.